CCGCUGGCUGGAAGAGCAGCGCGUGGGGUGGUCCGUCGUUACUUAUCCAGGCGUGUCCCGCCCUCUGCCGUCGCGGAUUGGCUGUCGGGUGCGGCGUCACUAGCGCCGGCGCAGAGCGAACGGCGGCGGCGAGACGGAGCGUUUCCGGGUGUCGCUGACGCCGCCGCAGCCGCCGCGUGUGACUGUCCCGUUCUGAGGCCGCCGCGAUGAAUCGAUUCUUCGGGAAAUCGAAGCCUAAAGUGCCGCCGCCGAACCUCACCGAUUGCAUCGGGACGGUGGAUAGCAGAGCUGAGUCAAUUGACAAGAAAAUUAGUAGGCUUGAUGCAGAACUGGUGAAGUAUAAAGAUCAGAUGAAGAAAAUGAGGGAGGGGCCUGCAAAGAAUAUGGUAAAACAGAAGGCUUUGAGAGUAUUAAAGCAGAAGCGAAUGUAUGAACAACAGCGGGAUAAUUUGUCACAACAGUCUUUUAAUAUGGAACAAGCCAAUUACACCAUCCAAUCACUGAAGGACACAAAGACAACGGUUGAUGCUAUGAAACUGGGGGUGAAAGAAAUGAAGAAGGCUUACAAGCAAGUCAAAAUUGAUCACAUUGAGGACAUACAAGACCAAUUGGAAGAUAUGAUGGAAGAAGCCAGUGAAAUCCAGGACGCACUGGGUCGUAGUUAUGGAACACCGGAGAUUGACGAAGAUGAUUUGGAAGCAGAACUGGAUGCCUUAGGUGAUGAGCUUUUAGUUGAUGAGGACAGUUCCUAUUUAGAUGAAGCUGCAUCUGCUCCAGCAAUUCCAGAAGGCACUCCUACUGACGCAAAAAACAAGGACGGUGUAUUGGUCGAUGAAUUUGGACUGCCACAGAUCCCUGCUACAUAAACAUGCAUUUUUAGAGCACAUUGGAAAUGGCAAGUUACUUCUUACAAAUCAAAUUAGCAAAACAGUUUUUGAAAUCCUGGAAAACUUGCCUUUUCAGUAUAACCUUAAUAUCACUACAACUUAAAAUGCAAUAAGAAUGGCUGGUGGUGUUUCCUUUCUUGGAAGAAAGUUGAUAUACUACUGACUUUUCUAUUAGAGGAGAAAAAUUGGCACCAUUUCCUUCAGUGGAUGCAUUCAGUCUACUAGGUUUUGAGUAUCCAGUCUUUUACGAAAGAAGUAGCACAUGAAAAAUAGUGGUGGCUGUUAAUAGUUGAGCUUUGUCUUGAUUUGAUUUGUAUUACAUUUCUGUUCUCUGAAACAAACUAAGGUUAUGUGGCUGCUUGCCUUCUGAAAGAUAGCUUCCUUAUUACUUACUGUACUGAUUUAAUAACAAAUGGAUGCAUUUUUAAGAAUACUUCAGUUCUGAGACUCGAUAUUGUAUUUGUAACUCUUAAUUACAACUGUAACAAAUAAAUAUAUACAAAGGUUAUCUUUAACCUUAUGUAUUCCAUUUUGACAUAAAAAUUUAUACCAUAGAGUAGCUUAUCCUCUUGUGUGGUGUUUUUUGGUAGUAGUUUUAACCUGUCUCUUGUUUCCAUCAGUGUCAUUCAGCAUUUGAGCAUGGGCCCUCCCUUAACAUGCUUGGUCUAAAGGGGAGGUUGGUCAUGAUCCUCAAGUUUCUCCACCCUUUCAUAUAUCUCCCUCUUGGAAUUCCAAAAUAACAUUUCUUUAAGACCAUUGCUACUGCUGUGCUUCUCCUCGUGUCAUGAGUUGGGGCAUUACUGCUUUCUCUAACUAUUAUUGCUCUGUAGAUUGUUCUAUAACCACUUUUUGCUAGACAAACGGCCAUCUCCCUUUCUUUGGACCCAUUGGCCAGAAGAGUGAGAGUACUCUCAAACUCAAAUCUCCUCUACUGAAGAUUGUAUUGCCAAGUCUUGUAACAGACUGUCUUUCAGUCUGGCCCAGAUAGUUUUCCAUUUUUAUCAGGAAUGAAGUAUACAAAUGUUUGUUGUACAGAAACUGAAACUUAUUUAUGCUUAAUAAAGAUAUUUUUCCAACAUAAA
Messenger RNA from Dermochelys coriacea (leatherback sea turtle), 1969 nucleotides. It is a transcript of the gene CHMP5, whose product is annotated as charged multivesicular body protein 5. The record is from RefSeq and is a predicted model, not a curated record. Gene Ontology annotation, biological process: vesicle budding from membrane; late endosome to vacuole transport via multivesicular body sorting pathway. NCBI's taxonomy places the organism in Eukaryota, Metazoa, Chordata, Testudines, Dermochelyidae. Gene Ontology annotation, cellular component: multivesicular body. The transcript has 8 exons. The coding region runs from base 207 to 866 and encodes 219 amino acids.